GAAUGAGAUGACAUAAGUACACUUCUCAUCAAAAUAUACUUAUUCAUAAACCACAAAAUUCGACAUUUGACCUAUUCGUGUUAAACAUCUUCAUUAAUAAUGCAAUUACCUGUAGGUUUUUACGGUAGUCCUUACUUUUCUGCUUCUUCAUUUGCCAGACGACGUUGAAUACAGAUAUAAAAGGACAGAACGUUUUCUUGUCACAAACAUAUCUACUUUAUGUUGUGGUGUGCUUUGAUAGUUGCCAAGAUGUCAGCAGUGAACUUCAGGUUGAUCUUAGCGAUAUUUCUGUCAACAUCUUACAGUUUAUCACAAGUUAUUGAUGAAACGAAAAUAGAACGGUUAUGUCCUAGACCAGUUGGAGGAUGGUCUAUGCCAUGUGACACACCAUGUAACACCGACAAUGAUUGUCCUGCUGACAGGAUGUGUUGCAGACUUAGCACAUGCGCAACAUAUUGUGCUGAACCGCUCUACGUCGAUCAGAAUGGAGUCAUACCGAAAGAAAAACUUUUCAGAAGCAGAGAAAAUAAUUUUCAGAAUUCUGUUGAUUCAAAAGUAAAUCAGGCACAAAUUAUUAAAACUGCUAUCGAUGAAAAACAAGAGACUGAUAUGAAAAAUUUAUCUCCACCAUCAAAUCUAAUUGAAACUCCCCGUUUAAGUGAAACCAGAAACGAAAUACCUAAUAUAGGAUGCUUUGAUGAAUGUGCCUUAAACGUUGAUUGUGAAUCAGGAUAUUCUUGUGUUAAGGUGGGAUGUCGGAAAGUCUGUAAACUUGAUAGUUUAGACAUAACAACACCAAGUGUUAAUUUGGAGUUGACACAAACAAGUGCUGAUUUAGACCUAACAACACCAAGUGCUAGUGUAAACUUAAAUUCACCAAGUUCUAGUUCAGACUUGGUACCAACAAGUGUUGGUUUAGACUCAACAUCAUCAAGUGUUGGAUUAGACUUAACAUCACCAAGUGUUGCUUUAGACUUAACAUCACGAAGUUUUAAUUUGGAUUUGACACCACCAAGUAGUGGGUUAGAAUUAACAUCACCAAGUGUUAAUUUGGACUUAAAUUCGCCAAGUUCUAAUUCAGACUUAACAUCACGAAGUUUUAGUUUGGAUUUAACACCACCAAUUUUUACAGCCCAAGUUUUCCAAACGCAAAAUACGAAUUUUAGAAUGAAUCGUCAAGAUUUAGAUACACCCGAAUUUAUGUUUCCUAGGAAUGAAGGUUUUGAAACACAGCGAUUUUCAGAUAUUCCUAUAACUCAAGCAAAUCCGGUAGUAGACAGUCUUCGGAUGACUGAUCUGACAAAGGAUGUGUGUAUAAAUGAAUGCUUUAACCAUUUUGACUGCAGAAAUGGGUUCUGUAUCAAUAUCGGUUGUCAUACGUUCUGCAAAGCCUCAAUUUAGAAAUAUACUUAAAUGUGAUCAUGUGAUCAUGAAAUCCUAUAAGUCUUGUACCGUUUUCUUAUACUUCAUGCUCAGAUUUUUGUGUAUUCUACCAAAGAAUUCUGGAAA
Molecule: messenger RNA, 1509 nt
Organism: Mytilus trossulus (common blue mussel)
Lineage: Eukaryota; Metazoa; Mollusca; Bivalvia; Mytilida; Mytilidae
Exons: 3
Coding region: 220-1401 (393 amino acids)
Cellular component (GO): extracellular region
Molecular function (GO): peptidase inhibitor activity
Source: RefSeq, a predicted model, not a curated record